Messenger RNA from Lymnaea stagnalis (great pond snail), 6208 nucleotides. The record is from the annotation of a GenBank genome assembly. NCBI's taxonomy places the organism in Eukaryota, Metazoa, Mollusca, Gastropoda, Lymnaeidae.
GCUCACGUGACCCACCGCUUCAUCUGUGUAUGGCGUUUCAGCCUCGCUGGGCCUAACAUGGUGGACACGAGCCGGCGCGAAGAAAUGGACACCGCCUGGUCUUGGGUUGUCCUGGGUGCCAGCUGGCUGUCCUUAUAUGUGUCCACACUUUUAACUGCUGGAGGGGGGAUUAUACAAGUGGGUUGUGUUGGGAUGCAUGUGUUAAAAAUUAUAUUUAUAUAUAUAUAUAUUGGUUGGUUGUAAGGUUGUUAUUAGGGUAAUUAUUCCUAGCGUCUGUCUGGGUCAGAGGCGUAGCGAGGGUGUUUGGCACCCGGGGACAAGAUUCGCGCCCGGGGACAAGAUCCAUUUUAAAGCGCUCCUUUUUCUUUUUUUUUCAACUCUCAAACCCAUUAUUUUCAUCAAUAAAAUAAUAUCAAAGCACAUUUUGGCGCCCCUAACUAGCUGGCGCCCGGGGACAUCUGUCCCCAGUGCCACCCCCCUCGCUACGCCUCUGGUCUGGGUGCAUUGUAAGUGUGAUAUUUCGCCAAUAUUGAACACAUAUUGAAAUGAGUACGAGUUUAAGACAUUGGUUCAUAAUCAUUUUAACUCACGGAGUGCUUUUAAGAAUAAAUUUCUUAAGGAACGCCUUCUUAGGCCUACCCUGUGUCUCACACGUUAAUAAUGUUAAGGUGUUUCCCGGAGCAGGCGCGGGGCCCCUCAGAAGUGCAUGCAGAUCCCAGGAGCACAGGUUGGGAACCGCUGGUUUAAGCUUUAAGUUGUGGCUUUGAUUAAUGAAAAAUUCAGCGAUGCUUUAUUGUUUUCUAAGCAUAGAAGAGUUUCUUUGGGUCAAGGUUCAACUUCCCAAUUCAUUUUCAGAUCUACAGUUAAACUCUAAAAAAUAAAUAAAUAUUACUUACAUUGAACUUAAGCAAAUUUAAGGCAUAAAUAGUCUCUCACUCUCUCUCUCUCUCUCUCUCUCUCUCUCUCUCUCUCUCUCUCUCUCUCUCUCUCUCUCUCUCUCUCUCUCUCUCUCUCUCUCUCUCUGUAAAUAUAAAAUAAACUUUUAAAAUGUAAUAGUAAUAACUAUUUUUUUAAAAAAUGAAUUAAAACAAUUUAUGUUACCCCCAUAACUCAUAGCUGCUUUCUUGAAAUCCCAAGGUUGAAAUAAUUGAUGACCUGGAUGUUGGGUCAGGGGUCAUUUCAGUUAUGACGUCAAUAGCUCUAGGAAUGGCCUGUCUUUUAGGUGAGUGGCGUGUCAAUAAUGAAACAAGCUAUAAAAUGAACCCCUAAACUCAGUAUUUCAAUUCUCACUGACUACUUUCUAUCAUUAGUAAAGAGUUAUUUAUUUAUUUUUUUUACCAAUCAGAGUUCAGCAACUACAAAAUGAAUGCAUUUUUUAAAACAAUAUGAGCAAUUAUUUAUUUUUAGAUGUAUUACAUUACGUGUUUCAUCUUUGUCAAGAGAAAAGUUCUUUUUAUGACAAGUCUUUUAUACAACUUUGGUAAGGAAAAAUUAUAAUGCAAGACCCUGCUCUAUUUGUGUGGUGCAGCCUUUAAACUUUAAGCUUUGAGGAUUGAUCUUUACUUAAAGUUAGAGGUUUGAAAAAAUAAUAUACGUCUAGACUUUGACGAGAGCUUCAAAUCUCAACAUUUUAGAAGAUAUCAGAAUCCUUGCUCGAUACAUUCAGAGAUCUGAUAGUUAUUAUUAUAAUUAUUUUUAUUUGACCAUUGAAAAGCAUCUUUUUCAGUCCCUUACCAAAGCCAUCUCCAGUUAGUCCAGUAGCUGUAAUUAGUGUAAUUCACAAGUUAUUUAAACCUGAUGUAACCAUUAUUUCUUUGAACAAGUCUUGCAGGCAGACAUGUAUAAAAGUAGGUUUUAGCGUGGUGAAGCCCUGAAGUCUUGUCUCAUAAUUUCCUCAGGUCCACUCAGUGGCAUCCUGUCCAGUUUGUUGUCUGCCCGGUAUGCCAUAUUCUUGGGUGUCGUCCUUAUGUCCCUCGGACUACUUGGUGUCAGCAUGUCCCGAUCCUUGCCCUUAAUGAUUUUUUUCUAUGCGGUGGUCACAGGUUGGUUCAUAAUGUUGGGUGGUCACAGGGUGGUUCAUAAUGUUGAAUCUUUCUUUUUUUAAUGUGUUCACAGAUGAAAGUUUCUUUUUUUAAUGUGUUCACAGAUGAAAGUUUCAUUUUUUAAUGUGUUCACAGAUGAAAGUUUCUUUUUUUAAUGUGUUCACAGAUGAAAGUUUCUUUUUUUAAUGUGUUCACAGAUGAAAGUUUCUUUUUUUAAUGUGUUCACAGAUGAAAGUUUCAUUUUUUAAUGUGUUCACAGAUGAAAGUUUCUUUUUUUAAUGUGUUCACAGAUGAAAGUUUCUUUUUUUAAUGUGUUCACAGAUGAAAGUUUCUUUUUUUAAUGUGUUCACAGAUGAAAGUUUCUUUUUUUAAUGUGUUCACAGAUGAAAGUUUCUUUUUUUAAUGUGUUCACAGAUGAAAGUUUCUUUUUUUAAUGUGUUCACAGAUGAAAGUUUCUUUUUUUAAUGUGUUCACAGAUGAAAGUUUCUUUUUUUAAUGUGUUCACAGAUGAAAGUUUCAUUUUUUAAUGUGUUCACAGAUGAAAGUUUCUUUUUUUAAUGUGUUCACAGAUGAAAGUUUCUUUUUUUAAUGUGUUCACAGAUGAAAGUUUCUUUUUUUAAUGUGUUCACAGAUGAAAGUUUCUUUUUUAGUGAUAAUACUAUUUUAUUUUUUUAUAAAAAUUAAUUUAAUAAAGAUUUUAGCCUAUACACAGUUUAAAUCAGGGGUUCUUAAACUCUUUGCAGUGCCACACCUCCUCAUGAUUUCAAAAGAUAUUUCCCACAACCCCAAAAAUUAAAAAUGCUUAUCAUAAUAUUAAUAAACUGAUAAAAACCCAAAUUCCCCAAAGAGGAUCUGCAUUCUUAGGGGUGCGAGCAACCUCUUUUUAACAACCCCUGAUUUAUAUUUUCAUAUUUUUUCUUUCUUGUUUGCUCUUUAAAAGUAAUUAAUGCUGUUAAACUACUUAAACUUGCGAUUAUGUAAUAGACAUUUUAAAAUAAUUUUUUUGGCUGCCUUGCCAUAUUAAUAAUUUUUAAAUUAGAGGAAAAAAAAAAUUCUUUGGAAAGGAUCAGUUUUGAAAUACCUGUAAAGUAAAAGAGAUGAAAAAGUAAUAGUUGUAAUACGAAUUAAUUUUUGAAAUAUUCUGCAGGAAUUGGCUAUGGAAUCAGCUACUCUCCACUGGUUGUGGUGAUAAGCUUCUACUUUGAUAAACACAGGAUUCUAGCCAAUGGAAUUCUCUUGUGUGCCUCAGGGACAGCUGUUUUCUCACUUCCUUAUCUAUUAAACUACGUCAUAGAGUUCAACGGAUGGAGAUAUGCAAUGGCUCUGAAUGGGGCCGUUCUCUUGCAUAUACUUAUCUUCUCUUCAGUUUUUUUCCCUACAGAAAUAGAGCGUAGAAGCAUGCUAAAAACAGAUUUAUUUUGUUUCUGGAGGCGCUGGAACCAGAACAACCCCCCACCAAAUUCUUUCGUGUCACAUACAUCGGAUGAGAAAGAGGCUUCCGUAGCUGACAGUCAAGAGAGCACACUGCUGCAGUCUGUACCCACCAAAUUUCAGCCUGUUGUGACGUCAAAAUCUUUCAUGGACUCCUGUGGAUUAAUUUAUUCAUCACAAAAGUUUGGUGUGGAAAACAUAUCCUCAAAUGGCUUUGUCCAUAGCAGCUCAAAGUUGAAGAGUGAUUCCCUACCUGUAGAUAGUGAGGAUCUAAACACAAGUGCGGUAGAUUAUAAGGAUAUUAUAGAAAAACAGGAAGAAAUAUUUUUUGCCAGACAGUAUUCAGAAGUCUGCAGCGGGUCAUCCAUAAGUUUAAGCACUGAACUUCCUGCUCGCCAGCAAGCAGUCUAUACAUUUGGGCAACUGAGAAAGGACAGGGAUCAUGCCGGGAGCAGUCUUGUCUGGGUUUCUUCUGUCAGCGGAAGUUCUAUGAUCAUUCCGAUGAAAAUAGAAGAAAUAGUCCCUGUAAAGGAUGACGGUCAAAUAGGUCUCAAAUCAAAAUUGAAAAGGUGGUCUUAAAGAUUUAUUAAUUAUGAUCCACAAACUUAAGGACAGAAAUAUUAGGAGGUAUUAUUUGCUCUAGACAAAUGAAGCAUGGGGUCCCAAGCGUAAAAAAAAAAUGUAUCUAAUACCGGUAAUAAGAGAGUAGACAACUGCAGCCUUACCCUAGUGACAGCCAAGGGUACUAACUGUGCCACUUAGCAUUUACUUUAAUAAAUAUUUACUAGAAUUAUUGCACUUUGCACUACUUUCUUGUGUAUGAAGAUAAAACUAACCUAAUUGGAAAGUUAUAUUGUAUCUAAAAAAAAUGCUCUUUAUAUAAGGAGUCUUACUUUUUAAAAAAAUUUUUUUUGUUUGUUUAAUAAAAAUUAAAAAUAAUUGAUUUUGACUUUGAGAUUCUAAAAAAAAGUGAUUACUCUUUGCUUUCUGUCAGAGUUUGCAAGUCUAAAGCGAUAUGGAUCCUCAAUAUCAACUCGAUGCUGUUCAUGGCUGGGAGUGGCAUUCACACAGUUCAUUUUGCUUCAUACGCUCAGAGCAAAGGAAUGGGCCGACUACAGGUCUCUGAAUUCUACAUGGUGUAUGGUAUUGUCAUCAUGUGUGGAAGAUUGUUAGGGGGCGUAGUAUUUAACAGGUGAGUCUGGUUGAUUUUUAAAGUUACUUAUUGUUAUCUGGUAAAUUUUAAGACAUUUUUUAUGUUUAGUUCCUUUUCAUUGAUUUAGAAGGUUUUCUUUGAUCUAUUGUAAUAAGUUUAAAUAAGUGGAUUUCAUUGAACUUCAUUCACAAUUAAACAUUUUUUAAUACAUUUUUUUGACUUUUAAAACCUGUACAAAUUAUUUUAUAACUAGAUUUUGAAACUGGAAAUUAGGGCUUCUUUUGCUUAAUAUUUUAAAAAGGUCAACCAACGUAUAGAGCUAAUAAUUUUUGUACUUUGAUAUUUAAAGUUAAUUUAAAAGUAUUUUGAGCUAAAUUUAUUUGCAAGUGCAGUAUACUUAUUUGUUUUUCCCUAUAUGUUCUUUUUAUUGUAAAAUUGUACUUUUUUUUAUCUCUGCUAUUUGCAUUUCAGAAUGAAGCCACCCCUGGUACUAGUUAUGUUUAUUCUUCAGUUCCUGAAUGGACUCUUCUUAGGGUUUGCUCCCUUUUAUGCCAACACAGUUGAUGGGAUCUUUGUUAUGGAGGUUUGAAAAUGUUACAAGAGCUGAAUCUGAAAUGAAAAAAGCAUCUUCACACUUACUCUAGGCUUUAUAGUUUGCUCUUUGAUAUGUACAUGAAAUCACUUUGGGAUAAAGUUGGCCUUCAUUCUCUGCUCUACCAGAUGCAUAUGACAUCAGUUAGGGAUAAAGUUAGCUUUUUUAUGUUUAUAGCUGCCCAAACCAUUUCUUUUUAUCUUCCUAUUAAAAAAAGUUAAAUUAAUAUAAAAAUAAAUUUAACCAUACAAAGUAAUUGUAUAGUCUAUUUUGACCUCCUCAGGCUGGGAUCGGUCUUCUCUAUGGACAGUCAUACAUGCUGCUGUCUCCCAUCCUGGCUCAAAUUCUGAGUGUCAGUGACCUGCCUAUUGCUUUUGGUGUCAACCAUUUGUUUAUUGGAGUUGGCUAUAUUACAGCCCCUAUACUAGCAGGUUAAAAAAUUCAAAAACUCUCUUUCACAAAAUGUCCCCCUGAAAUGAUUCAAAUCUGUUUCCAAGGUAGCAUCCUAGUUAGUGUGUCAUGAUGACAAAGAAUUAAAUAUGGUUAAUGCUGAAAUAUUGGAAAAUAUAAAGAAAAAAAUUAGCCUGAACAUCCACAAAAGAUUUUUUAAAAACACAAGAAAUAUCUGGAUGGCUUCAUUGGCUUAGAAACAGAAGGCACAAAACUCACUCCAUCGGCACAAGAAUUAUAGAAGAUGGAAAUGAGAGUAAAACUGUUAAAAAAAAAAAAGAGUUUGGAAACAUUAUUGUCUCAUUUAAUAAUAGGCUAAGUGGGUCAAUAAUAUAAAUACAAGGAUGGUGAUCUUAAUUAUGGUGAACAGGAGAUACUUUUUUUUAGAUGAAAGCUAUUUUGAUUGGAAGUUUUAUUUGAUAUUAGAUGUCAUGUAUUUUACCUAUGAUUCCUGUCUCUUUAGGUUUCAUUUAUGAUGCUACACAUACCUAUGAUAUUGCUAUGUACAUAGCUGGUAAGCCUUUGUAUGUUAGUCUAUAA